Messenger RNA from Styela clava, 489 nucleotides. The record is from RefSeq and is a predicted model, not a curated record. NCBI's taxonomy places the organism in Eukaryota, Metazoa, Chordata, Ascidiacea, Stolidobranchia, Styelidae.
AUGGCUCGUCCAACAGCUGACAGAAUGAGAGAGAAAAUUGAACUCGGUCAUUUCAUACGAGAUCUUUUUCAAGCUGGAUUAGCUACUACCAGCAGCACUAUUAGUUGGGCUAUGCUAUGUUUUGGUCACUAUCCAGAAUUCCGAGAAAAAAUAGCAGAGGAAAUUUCAGAAACAAUAGAUCAGACAUAUAAUUCAGCCAAUUAUUGGGUUUGCACGAACUUAUGGGCAGUUCAUCACAAUUCUGAUUAUUUUAAAAACCCCGACGGUUUUCGACCUGAGAGAUUUCUCGACAGUGACGGUAAAUUCAUCCACUUAAAUCACGUGAUAGCGUUUUCUGUCGGCUCUCGUCGCUGUAUUAGAGAAAAGCUUGCAAGGAUGCCAACUUUCUUGUUGAUAGCAGGAAUUGUACAGAAGUUGAGAGUUGUGAUGGAUCCUGACAAUCCAUCUCCCAUCUUUUUACAAGGGUCGAAACAGUUUUGUAACCUAUGA